GGGUGGGGUGCUCUAGGGAGCGGGGAUGAGUCUAGUGGGCGGCUUCCCCCACCACCCGGUGGUGCACCAUGAGGGCUACCCUUUCGCUGCCGCCGCCGCUGCCGCUGCCGCCGCCGCCACCCGCUGUGGCCACGAGGAGAACCCCUACUUCCACGGCUGGCUCAUCAGCAGCCACCCGGAGAUGUCCCCCCCCGACUACAGCAUGGCUCUGUCCUACAGCCCUGAGUACGCCAACGGGGCGCCGGGCAUGGACCACUCCCAUUACGGGGGGGUGCCGCCUGGGAACGGCCCGCCCGGGCUCGGGGGGCCCCGGCCGGUGAAACGCAGGGGCACGGCGAACCGCAAGGAGCGGCGCAGGACUCAGAGCAUCAACAGCGCCUUCGCGGAGCUGAGGGAGUGCAUCCCCAACGUGCCCGCAGACACCAAGCUCUCCAAGAUCAAAACCCUCCGUCUGGCCACCAGCUAUAUCGCCUACCUCAUGGACCUGCUGGCGAAGGACGACCAGAACGGGGAGGCGGAGGCUUUCAAGGCAGAGAUCAAGAAGACAGACGUGAAGGAAGAGAAGAGGAAGAAAGAGCUGAACGAAAUCUUGAAAAGCACAGUUAGCAGCAACGAUAAGAAAACCAAAGGGAGGACUGGCUGGCCGCAGCAUGUCUGGGCUUUGGAGCUCAAGCAGUGAGCACGACAGGACUGGAGGAGCCGUCCUCUUAGUCUCGGUAGUGAGCUCUCCUCUGAGGACUCUUUGUAUUUGGAAUAAUCCAGUUUAUUUAUGUGCAAUUUCUCCCCCAACCCCCCAAAAUGUGGAUAUUUGAAGGAGAGGGAAAAAGCAUUCCAUAUAUGAAGAGGAAACUCCAGCUUGGUAAGGGGUAAUGUCUCUAAAUGUUUCGUGAAUGUUAUUUGCUCUGUAUAAAACACGUGGGGAAAACAGAACCAUAGAAAAGGAAAAAAAAAAUCCCUCCCUGGCAUUAGUGUGUAUGUGAAGUGUAUCUUUAAUACUUGGCCUUUUGGAUAUAAAUAUUCAUGGGAUUAUAAAGCUAUAUUUCAACAGAAGCAGUUGCACCAAUGUUUCGAUUGACUCGGUAUUUAGUGUUGUAAUUUUGUUGUGGUCGUUCAGUAUUUGAAGAUGUUUUCAACAGUUAUUGGUUAUGUGCACUUCCGUCCGUAAGGGAAAAAGUGGAAUCUAAUUAAUAAUGAAGGUGUAAACGUUGUAAGUA
Serinus canaria (Common canary) is the source of this 1214-nucleotide messenger RNA. It is a transcript of the gene HAND2, whose product is annotated as heart and neural crest derivatives expressed 2. Gene Ontology annotation, biological process: heart development; regulation of transcription by RNA polymerase II. The record is from RefSeq and is a predicted model, not a curated record. Gene Ontology annotation, molecular function: DNA-binding transcription factor activity, RNA polymerase II-specific; RNA polymerase II transcription regulatory region sequence-specific DNA binding; protein dimerization activity. The transcript is spliced from 2 exons. NCBI's taxonomy places the organism in Eukaryota, Metazoa, Chordata, Aves, Passeriformes, Fringillidae. The coding region runs from base 26 to 679 and encodes 217 amino acids.